This is a messenger RNA of Aphidius gifuensis, 2918 nucleotides long. It is a transcript of the gene tj, whose product is annotated as transcription factor MafB. Gene Ontology annotation, molecular function: RNA polymerase II cis-regulatory region sequence-specific DNA binding; DNA-binding transcription factor activity, RNA polymerase II-specific. NCBI's taxonomy places the organism in Eukaryota, Metazoa, Arthropoda, Insecta, Hymenoptera, Braconidae. The record is from RefSeq and is a predicted model, not a curated record. Gene Ontology annotation, cellular component: nucleus. The transcript is spliced from 4 exons. Gene Ontology annotation, biological process: regulation of transcription by RNA polymerase II. Bases 726 to 2066 code for a protein of 446 amino acids.
UUAUAAAAUUGUUUUUUUUUUUUUUUUAAAUUUAAUUAUAUUGUAAACUUUGUGAUUGUUUGGUGAAAAAUAAUAAAUUAAUGUAUUUAUAAAUAAAGUGAUAUAGUUGGAUGUUACAAUGAUCAUAGUGCAAUGAAUUGAGUUGGAUAUUUUUAUGACACUUUAGUAUUAUCAUAAAAAAAAAAUAUAAUCUGUAUUAUUAUUUUCAUAACUUUGUUUAUUUUCUUGUUGCUAUAUUUAUUAUUGAUAGUAGAAUAUAAAUUGUGAAAAUGUGUUAAUUAAACUGUGAUGGAUAAUGUGUUGAAUAAAUUUCAAUGAAUUAAAAUUUAAAAAAAAAUUAAAUUAAAAGUUGGAUUUUAUGACUGAAAUAUAAAUAUUAUUGUGCAAUAUAAUUUUAAAAAAAUUUAUCAACUUUUUUUUAUAAAAACAUUGAUUUUAUUUUUUUAAUUUUCGUGAAUAUUUUGUGUUGUAAAAAAUUGAAAUAUCAGAAAAAGCUUUGUAAUAUAUAUUGACACGAAAAAAAAAAAAAGAUUAAAACUUCAAUUAUUUUUUAAAUAAAAUUGUUAAAAACGCGUGGAAAAGUGAUUGAUUGUUUGGGGGCCGCCGGCGACGGUGGCGAAAGUGAAAAAAAUUAUAUCGGAAAGCCGCUACCAUAUGCCCCUACUGCAAGUGCAGUAGAGGCGGUGGUGGCGCAAGAGAUACAAGUUGAGGUCGACCAGGUCAAGAUGGAAGCUGAGGACCACCUUGCUAGAGAAUACGUCCAGGAGUUCGUCCUCGAUCAUCUCGAUCCCGCCGAUGUUAAGCGCGAGGUGCGAUUAGGUUCACCGGCUGUUAUUGCAAACGGUAAUAUACCAACACAAGUACCAAAUAUGAAUUUGGGCCCAUUAACACCACCGGCCCAUGAAUUAGAACAACCACAUCCAUUAUAUGGACAACCACAUAUACAAGUACAACAUGGUGUACUUGUUAAAGCACCACCAGGUGGUAUAUCAACACAUUUAACAACUUUAUCACAUCCGGGUACACCACCAGACACACCACCAGUAUCAGCAUCACCACCACCACAAUUACAUCAUCGUAAUGAACGUGAUAUACGUGAAAAAAGUAGUUUAUUAUUAUUACAACAACAACAACAACAACAACAACAGCCCCAUCAACCAAUAAUACCACAAGAUGAUAUGCAAAUACCAACAAAUGGAAUGGGAUGGUUAACACAAUCAUUGAGACAAGAACCACUUGAUUUACGACCACAUUGUCCACAAGAUCAAACACCAGAACCACCACCUCCACCACCAGAAAAUUGGUCAUCACCUCAUCCACAAUUUCAACAACAAAUGCAAUUUUUACCAAGGCAUAUCAGACAUGGAGGUGGUUAUAUCACAAUGGCAAGUCAUCUUGAUUGUUAUGGUGGUCCAGGUGAAUCAAAUGGAAUGUUACAAUCAAAUAAUGGUUUAUUGUCAAUGGAUGAUGAUAGUUUACAACCAGGUGGUCCAAUGCAACCAACACGACCAGUCAGUGUUUGUUCAUCAAAUUCUUGCAGUGGUAUGGGAUCUAUGAUACAAUUACAACGACAAUCAAGUGGAAGUGAUUAUAAAUACAAUGGUAGUAAUAAUCAAGAUGAACUUAUGGAUGAUGAAGUUCUCAUGUCAUUAUCUGUUCGUGAACUAAAUAAACGUCUUCAUGGCUGUCCCCGGGAGGAGGUAAGUAAGAUUGUGCGGCUGAAGCAGAAGCGACGGACCUUAAAAAAUCGUGGAUAUGCACAAAAUUGUCGAAGUAAACGUUUACAACAACGUCAUGAUUUGGAAUCAACAAAUAGAAGUUUAAAAGCUGAAUUACAUCAAGCACAAUUGAGUAAUGCACAAUUGGCACAAGAACGUGAUAUGUAUAAACAACGAUAUGAAAUAUUACGAGCAAGAUGUAAUCAACACCAUAGUAAUCAUAAUCAUAGUCAUCAUCAGGGACAAGGAAAUCAACAGUCGGCAGCUCAACAGCAGCAACAACAACAACAUCAGGGACCAGGUCAACAACAUCAACCAGCACCAGCUAGUCCUGAAGUUUAUCUGUGACAUCGGCAGCGCCGAAGUGGUGCUUGCUGGACGUAAAUCUAAUUUAUUAUAUUAAUUUCAAAAAAUACUUUUAUUUUAAUUAUCAUUUUUUAGUGAUAAAAUUAAAAAAAAUUAUUUCAAGUUAAAAAAUAAAAAAACAAUAAUUGCAAUCAAAACUUAACUUGAAAUAUUUUUAAAUAUCUUAAUCAUUUAGUUUUUAUUUUUUUUUUUUAUUUUUCAUUUGGUAGCAGCUUGCAAUGGUUUUCAGAAAAUAACUGAAAAUUAGAUGUAUAUAUAUAUCAAAUUAUCGACCAGCAUAAUAUUUUUUUUUUUCCAUGUGAUUGACAUUAUAAAUAGUUAUUAAUUCAUUCAUUUUUAAUAACCACACAUUUAUGGCUUUUUAUAUAUUUUAAUUAUUUUUUUAAUUUUAAAAUCAUUUUUGAAAUGAAGCAACAAAUAGUAUCUCUAUUGAGUGAAUUGUAGUUUAAUUUUUUUAUAAUUACACCAAAUAUUAAAAACCAAAGAACGAUGGUAUACGAAUUUUUAGAAAUUUAAAAAACCUCAAUAACACAAAAAAAAUGAUCAUUUAAUUUGAAUAAUUAUUGCACAGUGAAACCAAAAAAAAAAAAAAUAUAUCUAUUCGGUUGUUUCUGUACCUGGGACAAUUGGAAAAACAAUUUUUUCUUUUUUCUUUUUGUUAAAUACUUUGCUCAUGGAAAUAAUGAUCUUGCAAAUUGCAAUUAAUAAAUGACAUUGUUAAAAAUGUUAAUAAAUGUAGCAUAAAAUUGUUUAAAUCAAAUAAAACCAAGGUGUUAAUUAUUAAUGAUAAAAAUAUUAUUAUUUAAUUGAAAAAAAUAAAUUAAUUUUUGUCAA